Messenger RNA from Menidia menidia (Atlantic silverside), 2028 nucleotides. The record is from the annotation of a GenBank genome assembly. Lineage: Eukaryota; Metazoa; Chordata; Actinopteri; Atheriniformes; Atherinopsidae.
AUGGCUGGGAGUGUUCGCACGUGUAGAGGAGUCGAUCCCCUCCUUUCCUGUCUCCACACGCCGCCUCUUAACGAGCCCCAAACGAGCAUAUGCGCGUAUCGCUACCCUCCAACCGACCUUGGAUCUGUCCCCCCUGGAUUAGCUCUCGCCUCUGAUUGGCUGCCGUUCCAGAGCUCCGCCGGCGUCCCGGCUCCUGAUUGGCCCGCGCGCCUGUCACUCAGAACGCUCCCACCCUCGCCCGUUUGGUUGGACCUCUCCGCUACCUUUUCUCUCUCCGCCCCGCGGAACAUGGCCGUGGUCGGCGGAUCGUCCGGGCCGGUUGCCCGGUUGGAGGGCCGCGAAUUCGAAUACAUGAUGAAGAAACGCUCGGUGACCGUGGGCCGGAACUCGUCGCAGGGCUCCGUGGACGUGAGCAUGGGCCACUCGAGCUUCAUUUCGCGGCGGCACCUGGAGAUAUUCACCACCACCACCGGGGACGACGGGGUCGGGGAAUUUUACCUGAGGUGUCUCGGGAAAAACGGGGUGUUUGUGGACGGGGUGUUCCUUCGACGGGGUGCCCCUCCUCUGCAGCUCCCACGAAUGUGCACUUUCCGGUUCCCGAGCACGAACAUAAAGAUCACGUUCACGGCUCUGUCCGGCGGGAAAAGGGCUCGGCGGGAGGCUCCGGAGUCCCCGGUGAAGGCCCAGAUCUCCCCGCUCACCAUCAGCAUCCCCGACAACAUCGCCCACCUCAUGAGCCCGCUGCCCUCGCCCACCGGCACCAUCAGUGCUGCUAACUCGUGCCCCUCCAGUCCGCGGGGGGCCGGAUCCUCAGGGUACCGGAUGGGCCGCAUGGUGAGCUCCGCCGAGCUGCAGCUCAUCAGCGACAACUCUCAGCCCGACAACGACAAAGAGGCCUCGGGAGGGGACAGCCCCAAGGACGACUCCAAACCUCCGUACUCCUAUGCACAGCUAAUCGUCCAGGCCAUAACGCUGGCCCCCGACAAGCAGCUCACCCUGAACGGCAUCUACAACCACAUCACCAAGAACUACCCCUACUACAGGACGGCCGACAAGGGCUGGCAGAACUCGAUCCGCCACAACCUGUCCCUGAACCGCUACUUCAUCAAGGUGGCGCGGUCGCAGGAGGAGCCGGGGAAGGGCUCGUUCUGGAGGAUAGACCCGUCCUCCGAGGGGAAGCUGAUCGAGCAGGCCUUCAGGAAACGAAGGCCCCGGGGGGUGCCCUGUUUCAGGACCCCGCACGGACCCCUGUCCUCCAGGAGCGCCCCCGCCUCCCCCAACCACUCGGGCGUGCUCUCGGCCCACUCCAGCGGGAUCCAGACCCCGGACAGUCUGUCCAGGGAAGGCUCCCCGGUGCCCCUGGAGCUGGAGGCCUCCGCCCCCCCCCCCCCCCCACGGUCCAGCCCAAGCUGGCCGUCAUCCAGGAAGCGCGCUUUGCACAAAACACACCAGUUCCAGACGUGUGCCGUGCGCCACUGUAAGAACGCCUUCGGCUGCAGUUUCCAGCAUCAGUCCGGAUGGAAACUCGCCUUCUCCGGGGACACCAUGCCCGCCGACGCACUGGUCGCCGUCGGGAAGGACGCCACGCUCCUGAUCCACGAGGCCACGCUGGAGGACGAGCUGGAGGAGGAGGCUCUGGAGAAGAGACACAGCACCACCUCCCAGGCCAUCGGCAUCGGGAUGAGGAUGAACGCAGACUUCAUCAUGCUGAACCACUUCAGCCAGCGCUACGCUAAGAUCCCGCUAUUCUCCGAGGACUUCAACGACCGGGUGGGGGUCUCCUUCGACCACAUGAGGAUCUGCUUCAGAGACUUUAAAAUCCUCCCCAAGCUCACCCCGGCUCUGAAGACCCUCUUCGCGGAGGACAUCGGUGAGAUGGAGGAGCGGAGGGAGAGGAGGGAGCUCCGAAACCCCCGGGGCAGCUGGGAAACGACGGGCGUCGUCACGGAAACCGAACGAGGGUCCAAAAGAGAGCCGCCGGGGGGGGGGGCAAACAGCCCGAACACAAAGAGACCCAAGACCAGCUGA